CGCGCUCAGGGCUGGAGCCAGCGCGUAGCCGGCAGUGGGGCAGCCUCCCACGGCUCCAGCGGGGCUGGUCCGGCCCGGCCAGGAGGGACGGAAGGGGAGGAGACCAAGGCAGCUAAGAGUUAGGGGCUCGGCCGGCCGGCUGGCCACACCGGAGUGGCGGUGACCGAGGCAGCGGCUCCUCCGGCGGGGUCCCGGCGAUCAGCCGCGCCAUGUGCUGGUCUCUGGCCGCCGCCCUGCUGGGCACCCUGCUGCUGCUACUGCUGCUGCGCUCCCGGCGGACGCGGCUACCGAGUGAACCUCCACUUGACAGAGGCUUUGUUCCUUGGCUGGGACAUGCUGUGGAAUUUGGAAAAGAUGCUGCCAGCUUCCUGUCUCAAAUGAAGCAAAAACAUGGCGAUAUUUUCACAAUCCAGGUUGCUGGGAAAUUUAUCACCAUCUUGUUGGACCCUCACUCAUAUGAUUCGGUGCUCUGGGAGUCAAGUUGUCAGCUAGAUUUCAGUAAAUAUGCACGCCUUUUAAUGGAUCGAAUGUUUGAUGUCAAACUGCCUGACUAUGACCCCACUGAGGAAAAGGUCAUGCUGAGAUCGGCUCUGCAAAACAAGAACCUUCCAUCCCUCACUAAGGCAAUGUUCUUCAACCUUCAGACCCUUCUGCUUUCUGACCCAAGCAAUCUGAGCCGGCAGUGGACAGAUGAAGGCUUGUUUCAUCUCUCCUACAGCAUGAUGCUUAGAGCUGGAUACCUGACCCUGUAUGGCAAUGAAGAAGAAAACUACAACGAUCCUUCUUGCCAAAAUAAAGACCGGGCCCAUUCUGCUGAGGUCUACAACGAAUUUUAUAAAUUGGACCAGCUGUUGAUGAGCGCUGCCCGCUCCACGCUAACUGCAGCGGAAAAGAAGGAAGCUGCCAGCCUCAAGGGACAUCUCUGGAAGCUACUGUCUGUAAAAAGACUGAAUUCCAAAGCCAACAAAAGCCUUUGGCUAGAGAGCUACAAGCUGCACCUAGAGGAACUGGGAGUGGAUGAGGAUAUGCAACCCAGAGCCAUGCUGAUGCAGCUCUGGGCCACACAGGGUAAUGCAGGUCCGGCAGUUUUUUGGCUUCUCCUGUUUCUUCUAAAGCAUCCUGCAGCCAUGGCAGCAGUUCAAGGUGAAGUAGAAAAAAUAAUUAGAAACAGAGGACAAACAAUGAAACAGAUGCAAGGCAUUAGCCAAGAGAUGCUGGACAGCACUCCUGUUUUUGACAGUGUAUUGAAUGAAACACUACGUUUGACAGCAGCCCCUUUUAUCAGCAGAGAAGUACUUGCAGACAUGAAUCUGAGACUGGCAGAUGGCAGGAAGUUCAGCCUGAGAAAAGAAGACAGGCUCUGUCUUUUCCCAUAUUUAAGCCCACAGAUGGACUCCGAAAUCUAUGAGGAGCCAGAGAAAUUUAAAUACGACAGAUUCCUCAAUGCAGACAAAACAGAGAAAAGGGAUUUCUAUAAAGGAGGGGAAAGGCUCAAGUAUUACAACAUGCCGUGGGGAGCAGGAAUUAACACAUGUAUUGGGAAGUUCCAUGCAGUCAAUAGCAUCAAACAGUUUGUUUUCAUCUUGUUAACCAAUUUUGACUUGGAACUGAAAGAUCCUGAAGCAAGAAUCCCAGGGUAUGACAAGGGAAGAUAUGGCUUCGGAAUGUUACAGCCGAAGAAUGACAUCAUGAUUCGAUAUAAACUGAAAGAUUAGUAAAAUAGCAAUGGCUUCCCUUCCAUCAUCCAACUGGUCUCCUCUGUGUUCCUCUGGUUUUUCUGAGAACUGUCAUCGAACUGGUUCUAGAUCCAAGUAGUAUACUUUGGCUUUAUUAAUUAAUCCAUUGGGCUGGGGUAAUGGUAGCAGUUAGAAAGAACAUUAAAAAAAAAGUCACCAUUAUGUUGGCUUUGUACCUGCUAGACUACAGCUUUAAUGCUAACUGACUCUAGUUAAUAGGGGAGCUUCAACACACCAUACAGUCAUUUUUAGUAACUAACCACUAGAUAAAGUCAAAGUGAACUUUACAUCGUGGAAGCACAUUUCAAGGGAGAAUAUAGCUGUCAUAAGCUAUUGUGUGUAACUCUCAACCAAUUUUGCACAUUCAUGGAAUUUCUUGCAAAUCUUUGGGUACAACUAAAUAUAUCUAGCAAAGUCAUGACACAGAAA
Messenger RNA from Caretta caretta (loggerhead turtle), 2165 nucleotides. RefSeq names its product prostaglandin I2 synthase (gene PTGIS). Gene Ontology annotation, biological process: prostaglandin biosynthetic process. Lineage: Eukaryota; Metazoa; Chordata; Testudines; Cheloniidae. The record is from RefSeq and is a predicted model, not a curated record. Gene Ontology annotation, molecular function: oxidoreductase activity, acting on paired donors, with incorporation or reduction of molecular oxygen; heme binding; prostaglandin-I synthase activity.